Molecule: messenger RNA, 6024 nt
Organism: Durio zibethinus
Lineage: Eukaryota; Viridiplantae; Streptophyta; Magnoliopsida; Malvales; Malvaceae
Product: rust resistance kinase Lr10-like
Biological process (GO): protein phosphorylation
Molecular function (GO): ATP binding; polysaccharide binding; protein kinase activity
Source: RefSeq, a predicted model, not a curated record
CCUUUUUUUAAUUCUUAUUGUCUAAGUCGUUAAAGUCUUCCCUCACUUUAACCUAAGUGAUUUUAAAAACAUGAGUUUCUUCCCGGUAUGAAAAAAAAACGUUUCUAUGCUUUUAUAUUUCCUUGGACUUAAAUCUGGUUCUUCAUCAGCAAAACUUUAGGAUGGCAAAAGCAAAACUUUCGUUGUUUUGGCUCAUGGCCCUUGCUUUAUUUCUAUCAUUCCCUGAUUCUUGCAUCGCUAAACGUCGAAUUCCUAAAGACUGUGGCUCUUCUUAUUGUGGAAACGUCACCGUCAACUUCCCUUUCCGAUUAAAAAGCCAGCCUCCCGAGUGUGGUGACCAUUGGCUAGAACUGGAUUGCAACAAUAACAAUCGCACCACUUUUGUGUUUGGUAAGGAUAACUUGUACGUCCAAAACAUCUCUUAUGGAGACCAAACAAUAUUACGAGUUAUGGAUAUGGUGGAUCAUGAGAGACUGAGCAGAGACCAUUGCUCCCUUCCUCGUGGUUCCUUAAAUGGUAUUGAAUAUUCAUAUCAGUCUUUGGAAUCGAAUUUAGGAGUGGAUGUUUCUUUAUAUUAUAAUUAUAGUUCUAUGUAUGGUUAUAGUUUUAUGUAUCUAGUAAAUUGCACAACAACAAUGAAAUCUUCUCUGUACGUCAAUGCCUCUCGUUGCCCCAAUAGCUCUUCCCAUCCACCUUCCUACUUUUAUUUUUUACAUGGAAACACCCAGGCGUCCGAUUUCAAUCCAUCUUGCAUAGGCAUAGCUGAGGUUCCAAUCAUGCUUGAGAAUAUUUCAGGUCUAUCUACUUCGGAUAUUUAUGAACAGCUAUUACUGGGCUAUGAACUGAUAUGGUAUUACUACAACUGCACAGGGUGCGACAACAGUGUUUCAUUCCGAGAUAUAUGGUCAGAUUUGAGAUAUGCAUUGAGAAACUAUGUGGACAGCUUUGUACAUUUCCUUUUUAAGGGUCAUCAUGUAUCCUACAAUUCUUAUAAUCCUCCUAGACGUACAUAUAUUUUGUGUCUUGAAAUAACAGGAGGAAUUGCCUUACCAAGAAUGUUGCUGGGGAUAUCUAUCUUGAUUGCGGUUGUUACAUACAAAUUACGAAGAAGACACUUAUCCGCAGAUGAUACAAUUGAAGAGUUCCUUCAAAGUCAAAAUAACUUUAUACCUAUUAGGUAUUCUUACUAUGAAAUAAAAAGAAUAACUAGUGGUUUCAAAGAUAAAUUAGGAGAAGGGGGUUAUGGUUCAGUGUUUAAAGGAAAACUUCGUAGCAACCAUCUUGUGGCAGUAAAGUUGUUGAGCAAAUCAAAAGCUAAUGGGCAAGAUUUCAUUAAUGAAGUUGCAACAAUUGGGAGGAUUCAUCAUGUCAACAUUGCGAAACUUAUUGGGUUUUGUGUUGAGGGGUCAAAGCAAGCUCUUGUUUAUGAUUUCAUGCCAAAUAGUUCAUUAGAUAAAAUCAUAUUUUCUGGAGAAAAUAAGAUCAGUUUAAGCUGGCAGAAAAUGCUUGAUAUUGUGCUUGGAGUUGCUCGAGGAAUUGACUAUUUACAUCGAGGAUGUGACAUGCAAAUUUUACAUUUUGAUAUCAAGCCUCAUAAUAUUCUUCUAGAUGAGAAUUUCAACCCAAAAGUUUCAGAUUUUGGUUUAGCAAAAUUAUAUUCAGUAGAUGAUAGCAUUGUGUCUCUCACUGCAGCACGAGGUACACUGGGAUAUAUUGCUCCUGAAUUGGUCUACAAAAACAUUGGAGGCAUCUCAUAUAGAGCUGAUGUUUAUAGUUUCGGGAUGCUUUUAAUGGAAAUUGUGGGAAGAAGGAAAAAUUUGAAUGCAUUCGCAGAACAAUCAAGUCAGAUAUACUUCCCAUCAUGGAUAUAUGAUCGAUUUGAGCAAGGAGAGGAAAUAGAAUUGGGAGAUGUUACGGAUAGUGAAAAGAUGAUUUUGAGGAAGAUGUUAGUAGUAGCUUUUUGGUGUAUACAAAUGAAGCCUGCUAAUCGUCCAUCAAUGUCAAAAGUGUUGGAGAUGCUCGAAACCGAUACUGAACUGCUUGAAAUGCCUCCAAGACCUUUUCAGUUUCCUUUUGAAGCAUCAACUGAGAAUCAUGCAUGUGAUGAUAAUUCAAUUGAUGAGACAAUCACAUCGCUUCCCCACGGGAUAGAAAUUUGCUUAAAUGAAAUGCAAGAGCCAUGUGACUGUUUAUCUUGUCGUUAGUAGCUGACUCUUGGGGGUUGGGAAUGAAUAUGGUAUGUUGUGAAAUUUUCAAUAAUAUCCUUGCAUUAUUGAAUGCUAAAAAGACCAAUUUUAAGCAAAGUAAUUUUGUUUUUGUAUAUUAUUGUCAAAUAUAUAAUAAGGAACAAAAAGUCUCAAUUUGCCAAAACUUUGUGUUGUAAUUUCCAAAAGGCUAUAAACAUAUGUAUAACAUUAUUUUGGAACAAAAUAGACUAAACCAAUACACAAAUUAAAUACAUAACAUAAGGUUCAAACCUAUAAUAUUACGCACAAUGGUAUAGAAUAAGGUAAGGUCUAAGCAAAGAGAGGUUGAGGGGCAUAAAAUAAUCUGGUUUUAAUAUUAUAUUUCAAAACACUCAUUGAUUGCAUGGAUGAUUAUAUUAAAUAUGCUUUCAACAAAAGAUAAGUUGAGAAAUUGGGGAAUAGAGGUGGAUGAAAGGUGCUCCCUAUGUUAACAUGGAAGGGAAUCCAAAGACCACCAAUUUUUUGGCUAUGAUAAACGAAAAUGGAGUGGAGAAGGGUAUUGCAGUAAUGUAGGAUUCACAAUAGCAAUGAAAGUUAUCUAAAAUUGAAGCAAACUUGACAUUGGCAAUAGUAAUGAAAGUUAUCUAAAAAUGUCAACUUAAUUAUUAAUAAGUAGUUUAUUUUAUACAUCUACCCAAUCAAAGUUAUCUAAAUAUCAACUUAAUUAGGAGUAAGUGAUGGGAAAUAGUUACAUUAAUAAUGAUAAAUAUUCACAAUUGAAUGUAUUAUCUUUUACCAAAAAUAUUCUAAAGAAAAGCAAGGGGGAAUGAUCGUUGAACUCCAAAUACUAUGUGAAUGUAGACUUAAAAAACCAAUUUUAUAAUAAUCAAUAACAAAUUUAAAAACAAAUAUAAAAAUCCAAAUGAAAAAAUGUAAAGAAAAAAAUAAUUCCCCUGAGAAUAAUAAUCAUUGGAUACAAAACCGUAGUUGUGCUAAUGAUUAUAUGAAGAAAAUAACAACCUGUAAUAUAAAAAUUAGCAACCAUCUUUUUGCAUUGCUUUAUUUUUCUUAUUUGUAAAGGAUCGUUUGACAAUUGACAUUAACAUAUUUCUCACCCACUUGGACAUGUUGCUAUAGUUAUUGAUAAUGAACCUAGUAAUCUUCAGAAGUGUGAUUAUAAUCUUCCUUAAUGAUCAGGAUACAUAUGCAAGUUGCAUCCGUCUCAUUAAUUAUUAUCUUAAAUUAAAGCAAUACAAUUGGACCAUCCAACAAAGUUAAUGAAUGGUCAACAAAAAAGUGAAUAGUCUCCUAAACUCGUGCAAACAUAUUUAAACACAACCAACCAUUUACCUAGCUAGGAUUUAUAAGCAAAAAACAAAAAAGGCUGAGAGAAUUUGAACCAAACCUUGUUCUGUCACUUGUAUGGUAUAAAGUUAUUAUUGGUCGGUGAUUUUAUAAGACCGAACCAAACCAUAUACGUUGGCCCAAAAAGAAAACUAUAUAUGUAUUCUUAUGGGAUUAGAAGGUAGAAGGUAAGGGUGUAAUUGAUCGAGUUCAAACCGAUACAGUAUUAAACUCCAGCUCGAGGUUGAUUCGAAAUUCGAAGCUCGAAACUCAGCUCGAAUUUAACUUGAUUGAGUUUUAUUUUUCUAGCUUAAGUUCGACUCGAGAUAAAAAUCGAGCUAUUUGAGCUCGCUUAAUUAGGCUCGAUUAAUAUGUAAAAAUAAGCUCGAUUCUUAUAUUCGACAAAAGCUCGAUUAUUUGCACUCAAGUUCGAGCUCGAGUUCAAGAUAUUUUAUUAAUUAAAAUAACAAAAAUAUAUUUAAAUAUAAAAGCUCGAUUAGGCUUGCGAGUUAUUCGAAUCGGAUAUAAAAAUGCUUGAACUCGGCUUGAUCGAUGAGUCGAGCUACUCGAGCUCAAGCUCGACUAGAUAAUAAUCGAGCCGAAUUCAAGUUUUAUUCGAAUCGAACCCGAAUAACUUGCGAGUACUAAUGUAUCAUUUACACCCCUAGUAGAAAGCAUGAUCUUGAUCAAGUUAGUAUGAUUCAGAAUCAGUAACUUUUGGGUCUACCAGCUAAAUCCCAUGGCCCAACUCAGUCUCGUAGCCCAAAUUCCUAAACAGCCUAGUUUUGUCAUCUUUAUCCACAACCUGUAAAACUGAUCCAAUUCCAACUUCAUGAUUUUUAUACCAUUUUUUGAGCCCUCAGCCCCUAACUCAUUUGUUUUCUAGUGAACAACUCUGCUCACAGGCUUGCCUUUUAAUUCUCUAUCUUUUCUCUGACUAAAAAACACCUGCAGAUUCCAAUUGACCAACCUCACUUAUAUAUGCCUUUUAGUGCUUACAUUAACCCUAUAAUAAUCAGAUCACUAGAGUACAUGGACAUCAUCAAAUAAUUAUAUUAAUGAAUCCUUAAACAAAAUAAAAUACUAAGGCCAAGGGUUAGGAGUAUAUCAUAAUGGGGCUACCAGCAACCAAAAUAUUUAUCUACUUAUUCAAAUUGUAGCAGCUUCUUUGGUAGGGUAUGUGUUUGUUUUACGUGGAAUCCCACUCGUGACAAUGGAGAAUCUCACCCCGUGACAUCAAGGAAAGGAAAUCAUAGGGAUAUAUAGUAGCAUAAAAGAAUGUAAAGAGAAGAAUCUCAAUCUUUGAAAGGUGAUGUAGCACCUUAAAGAAUUUGACUCUGCAUUUUUAACACUGUGGCAAGAUCCAAUGACGGAGAAUACUCGAACUCUAGAGAAAAAUUAGGAAGAGACAAAGAUAUUAAGCAGAAAAGUUUCAGAAGCAGACCCUGUGUUUUUAAAAAGCAUAGUUAAAGUUGCACAUAAGAAAAAACAAAAAGAUGGGGCAAAAAUGGAACAUUUUGUACCCUGUUUGUCUAGCUGAAAUGGACCAGAAAAUUGCAUAAGUCCACUGGAUGUUUCUCACAGUAAGAGCAAGCUGUUUCUUCAGGUUCUUUGGCACACUCUAUUGAUUUUGAACCCCAGUAGCCAUUUGAAAGAUAUCUAUAUUUAUAUAUCCACCACCAAUUAGAUCAGAAGCCAAAUCAAUUCUUACUCUAGUUUCUGAUUCUUCAUUCACUGACAACAGCUCCAAUAAACUUUUAGAAAUAUCUUUGGUAGUGGAAUAUUCCAACCAAAGUAUCAACAAAAACAUGUGCUAAAGCUCAAUCAACUUCAUACAGACUGGCUAAGUCAUAGUAGUAACUCAAUUGUUGAUAGUAUAUGCUAAACAAAAACAUAGAUUAAUGUAAAUAUGUAAAAUCAAUAACUCCUCAGAUUCAGAUUGAAUGUUCACAUUUGACUUAGUAUUGAGAUUUAGAAGAAUAUAUUAAUUCUAAUCUUUUUAUAUUAUUUAAAAAUCUUUGAAAACUACAAAACUUAGAAUCUUUUUUCGUUUCGGAAAAAGACAAUGAAUAGGGCCCAAAGGUAAGAAACUUAAAAAUGAAGCGCGAGACCAAAUUAUAAGUUUUUCCAUCUACCACGCUAUUAAACCAUAUAAGAAAGAAAAUCGCACGACUCUUUCGACUGCUACGCUACCCAAUCAGUAAUUUGACUUGUGUUUAUAGAUAGACCUAAGUUUGGGCACCAAAGAUUAAUGAGAGAAAGACUUUGAAGAGAUUGAGUGGUAGUCCUUUAGGCUGAGAAAAAAAGAAUAAGAAAAAUGGAGGGAGAAAGCACCACCACCCUGGAAAAGACAAAGCAAAUGGUAUAUUUAUACAGACACGAAGCUAAUUUAUACAGUCUGGGAAGCUAAUUGAUCAAUCAACUUCAUAUUUGAUCUUUUUUCAACAGCUAAAAAGCUAAAAGUAAGCAUAAAUACGCAAAUCAAAGAAAAAAU